This is a messenger RNA of Verruconis gallopava, 1273 nucleotides long. RefSeq lists its product as uncharacterized. The transcript has 2 exons. The record is from RefSeq and is a predicted model, not a curated record. Lineage: Eukaryota; Fungi; Ascomycota; Dothideomycetes; Venturiales; Sympoventuriaceae. Bases 186 to 1163 code for a protein of 325 amino acids.
CGAAUGCGGAGGAUAGUCGACAAGGACACAGAAAAGCUACUGUCACCUAUCUGAACCACUCGAUCUUGUUCUUCUACCUCAAUAGAUGUUGUGAGUCUAGCUUUUCUGUUCAAUUACGAUACAUCAUCUUUUGUUGCUCCUCCCCGUGACCCCGCGAUUCCACGGCUAGAAGCGGAAACACUGAAAUGGCUGUGGAUGCGCAAGCCGUAUCCUUCACAGAUGCAACUGCAGUCAAGGCCAUAGAUUCGCAUACCUACUCUGUUGAGUUGCAAGACGACUGGGCAAUCGGUACAGUGCCGCAUGGUGGCUAUGUAACGUCAUGCUUCCUGGAAGUAGCCAACAAACACUUCAGCACGACAUUAUCUAAGCAAAACCAACCACACACAUUCACGGUUCAUCAAGAAUUCCCCCGUCGGACGGAGGUAGGUCCCGCGAUAUUUAAAGUAAGGGACAUAAAGCUGGGUCGCCAAACCUCUACGAUUCAUAUUUCCCUCGUUCAAUAUGGCCGGGAAGAAGUUGUUGCAUAUUUGAACCACACCAAUCUCAUUAAUGAGAAAGGUGUUAGUUUCACGACAGGUUGGACACUGAGUCCUUCCGCCUAUCCAGUCGAUCUUUCGAAAUUGAAAGCCGGAGAUGAUCUGAAUUGGGUCGAACAGCGAGCUAUGCCCUUCUCAUCGUUCCGCAAGGCCAGCAACCGCGUGCGUUUUUUCUUUCCUCGGGAGGGUCAGAAACUUAAGAGCUUGGCCGACCAAUGGAUAACGUGGCGCAAUGGUGAGAAAUUUACCAACACAAGCUUAGGUUACGUUUGCGACAUGUUUCCUCAGAUUGUAGAAUCCUAUGUUGUCGACGAAGAUCCCUAUACAGUUAAACACCAAAAAUCCCAAAAUCGGAGGACUGACAAAAAAAAUGUUGCAAAGUUUUGGUAUCCAACAGUGGUCUUGAAUUUGGACAUCAAAAAACUUUUGCCUGAAAAGGGUGUAGAAUGGUUGUUUGUAAGGACACAAGCCAAGCAGAUCCGAAAAGGUAGAAUCGAUCUAGAGGUGAUAAUCAUGGAUGAAGUGGGGGAUAUUGUAGCACUCAGUCACCAUGUUUGCCUUGUACUAGAUGCGGGGAGAAAUACGGCCAAGCGACGGAGGAAUAUCAGUAGCGAGACGAAGCUGUGAACACAGGGAAGAUAGCAGCAAGAAUAGAUAAUUAGGUCGAACACACGAUAUAACAAAUAGAGAUAGAACAAAUAGCCAAGCGUUGAAGUCUCACUUCAUGCUUCCUUGAA